This is a messenger RNA of Linum tenue, 684 nucleotides long. NCBI's taxonomy places the organism in Eukaryota, Viridiplantae, Streptophyta, Magnoliopsida, Malpighiales, Linaceae. The record is from the annotation of a GenBank genome assembly.
AUGAAACAGUCACAAAAUAUCCAAGUUGCUCUAUGCAAACAGUCGAAUCAAGCUAAGAAAGACUACAGGAUUUGCCUAGAGGCUUCAGUUGACUGCAUCACAUUUCUUAUACGCAAUGGAUUGGCACUUCGUGGACAUGAUGAAUCAGAUUCUUCAAGAAAUAGAGGUAAUUUUCUUGAACUUCUAGACUUUCAUGCUCGUGGUAGAGAAGAUCUACAAAGAGUUGUGUUAGGAAAGACUCCUAAAAAUCUUCAGAUGACUUCCCCAGACAUACUAAAAGAUAUAGUUCAUGCCAUAGCAUCUCAAACAACCAAGAAAAUCAUUCAAGAUAUUGGUGAUGGUUUUUUUGCUAUCUUGGUGGAUGAGUCCCGUGAUGUGUCAGUGAAAGAGCAAAUGGCCAUUGUAUUGCGAUAUGUAGAUGGGCAAGGAUGUGUUGUAGAGAGAUUUCUUGGUAUUUCUCAUGUUCCAGACACUAGAGCCUUGACCCUUAAGAUGGAGAUUUUUUCAAUGCUCGUAAGACAUGGAUUAAGCUUGACACGAGUAAGGGGACAUGGUUAUGAUGGUGCAAGCAACAUGAAAGGGGAGAUUAAUGGACUCAAAACAUUAAUCUUGACAGAAAAUCCAUCUGUACUAUGUCCAUUGUUUUGCCCAUCAACUUCAGUUGACACUUGUUGCUGUUGCUAA